This is a messenger RNA of Metarhizium acridum CQMa 102, 537 nucleotides long. The record is from RefSeq and is a predicted model, not a curated record. Lineage: Eukaryota; Fungi; Ascomycota; Sordariomycetes; Hypocreales; Clavicipitaceae.
AUGGUCGAUGAAUUCGCCACCAGCGCCUUUCUUAGUCACAAAUUAAAAAAUGGACGUCAUGUACUUGUGGUCCCCAUCUCUGAGAGCGCCAUUGCCAGUGCCACCAGUGACAGUCUAGUGACUCUGGCUGAGCGGGCUGGAUGGACUGUGGAGCGAAUGCAGCUUCCAUUUUCCGCACUUGGCGAGCUGGACGAGGUCGCAGCUGUUGGAACUGCAGCAGCGGCCGUACCCAUCAGAGCUUUAGACAGGCUUUCAACGGGAGACAAGUUGGUCUUCCCGGGAUCUGGAGAGAUGUCCAAUAUCUCUCACCUGGCCAGCCUCAUGGACGCCAUCCAGCGUGGUAGACAGCAGGACGUAGACGGUUCUGUACUGGAUAUGCCGGGAGUCGGAGCUCUGAUAGCUUCAGCACUAUUGGUACGACAAAUGACGGCGACCAUAUCGGUUGAGUGGCAAUUGCUCAACCACGACUAUACAAACAACCUCGUGCAAAAAUCCUGGGAUUCUGGGUUGAGCAUUGUUAUAGAUGAGAAGGAAUGA